Messenger RNA from Penicillium angulare, 744 nucleotides. RefSeq lists its product as uncharacterized. The coding region runs from base 1 to 744 and encodes 247 amino acids. The record is from RefSeq and is a predicted model, not a curated record. The transcript has 4 exons. NCBI's taxonomy places the organism in Eukaryota, Fungi, Ascomycota, Eurotiomycetes, Eurotiales, Aspergillaceae.
AUGAUCGUUCAAAAUCUGACAACUACCGCCCGGAAGAAAUCACAGGAUGCCAAAGAGAUGGUGGGUCUUCUGACAACGUUCUACAAUCAUACCCAAAGCGAUGAAAAGAAUGCCAUGUAUAUCAAGCAGCAGUUCUUGACGGGACCGAGGGACCGAACGACCAACACCCGGAUGCUCAAGGCUGAUGGUAAAGAGUUAGAGCCUUAUGCAGAGUUGUUAGAUGCUGAGGUCACCCGACUUCAAGAAGAGAUUGAGAAGUCAGUUGAGCGACAGAAGAAAGAGAUGGACAUCUGGGGCCGCAGCAAAGAUACCGCGAUUACAUUAGGGGUUGUUGGUGUCUUCUGUGUCUGGCUGUGGGUUGGCGCUGGGGUGCAUACAGACCGAGCAAAGAAAGCCAUGAGGAAAUAUAACGAACGCGUGGAGCAACUCUGUAAAGAUAGAACGCACAAAGACAACGUCGUUCGUCUUCUGGAGCUUGUAAGAUCUUUGACGAACCAAUUGGAGGAAUUGGCCCCCAAAAUGAAACUAGCCUUGAAUGCAAUGGAAGAACUCCAAGGCCUAUUCGACAAACAGGAUUACUAUUUCCAGAUUGUUGACCAGAAACUUGACAAUAUUGAAACUGGUGUGGAAGGGGUUUCCUUUAACGCACGGCAAAAUUGGAUCUUGGGUGGUAUCGACGAAGCUGUGGAAACAUUCAGCAACAUCUUGGGACAGAAUUUCAAAGAGGUGCGGAUCCAAAAAUAA